Molecule: messenger RNA, 1056 nt
Organism: Mixia osmundae IAM 14324
Lineage: Eukaryota; Fungi; Basidiomycota; Mixiomycetes; Mixiales; Mixiaceae
Exons: 4
Coding region: 1-1056 (351 amino acids)
Biological process (GO): spliceosomal snRNP assembly
Cellular component (GO): SMN complex
Molecular function (GO): protein binding; RNA binding
Source: RefSeq, a predicted model, not a curated record
AUGGCGAGCGCAAAGCCAGCCAGCACACCAGGUUCCACCCCUCUGGUGUGCAUGGGCCACACCCGACCCCUCACUUCGCUUGCAUUUUCCCCAUUACAGCCAGACGGCAGCUACUUCCUGAUCAGUACAUGCAAGGACAAGGUACCUCUGCUCAGAGCGGGCAAAUCUGGCGACUGGGUGGGCUCAUUUGUCGGCCAUACGGGUGCAGUGUGGUCGGGCAAGCUCAAUAGAGAUGCGAGCCGUGCAGUGACGGGCAGCGCCGAUUUUUCUGCCAUUGUCUGGAACGCUCGCACCGGCGCAGCAGAAUUCACGCUCGCUCACGAACAUAUCGUCAAGGCGGUAGAUAUCUCACCUGUAGGAGAUCAUGUCAUCACAGGCGGACAUGAAGGCAAGCUGCGCUUGUUCAAUCUCGCUAGCGCGUCAAUCAGCAACGGCGAUGAGACUGCGCGGCCAGAAUGUACCAUACUCGUCGCGCAGGACGUCAAAGGCAAAGGUCGAGCUCACGACGGCGUCGUACGGUCUACCAUCUGGCAUGACGCGCGCGGCGAGAUCAUUACAGCGGGCGAAGAUGCCAAGAUAAGAAUUUGGGAUAUCAGCAGUCAGGCAUGUAUCGCAACUAUCGAGGCGCCUUCCACCGCGAGGACAGGUAUACCAGAUCCGAUAUCGUCUUUACAGACGACAGGCAGCGAGACCAUACUGUCUACGACGCACGCCAGUAACGUUUCGCUGUUCGACUUGAGCUCGCGCACCUUUGUUGCCACUUACAAGCUCGAUUAUGCGCCGUCGUGCGCUGCGUUCCAUCCCAACAGUCCAGACAUCUUCCUGACCGGCUCGACGCAAGACUCUGCUGUGCGCAUACAUUCUCGCAACGAAUCGGCCGACUGUCUGCACUGGUUCAAAGGUCACCACGGCGGCGUGCAUUGCAUCGACUUUUCACCAGACGGCCAGCUCUACGCCUCUGGCAGCGAAGAUGGCACGAUCCGUCUAUGGCAGACGACACAAAAGACCUACGGCCUCUGGGUCCUCGAAGAGGUCACAGAUGUCCCAGCAUCGUAA